Messenger RNA from Racocetra persica, 259 nucleotides. The record is from the annotation of a GenBank genome assembly. Lineage: Eukaryota; Fungi; Glomeromycota; Glomeromycetes; Diversisporales; Gigasporaceae.
AUGCUUGAGUCAAAUGAGGAACUUACAAAUGUACAAUGCGUUAAAGUAGAAUAUCCAGUAGGCGAAUGGUUUGGAUGUUUUGGCAAAUAUUCAAUGAUCAAUCUUCGUAGAUUAUUUUCAAGUUUGGUUUUUAUUCCGGAAUAUAUGGGUGUAACUUAUGAAGAAUAUCUUGAUUUGUUGGACAUCUUUGUUAAGGAAUCAAACGAAAACAAAACUUAUACUCAUCUUCAAAGAUGUUUUGCCAAAAAAACUUGGAUUG